Parascedosporium putredinis is the source of this 660-nucleotide messenger RNA. The record is from the annotation of a GenBank genome assembly. NCBI's taxonomy places the organism in Eukaryota, Fungi, Ascomycota, Sordariomycetes, Microascales, Microascaceae.
AUGCCUUUGACGAACUCACCCCUCACAGAACCACCGUUCUCGAAUCCCCGACGACUCGCUCCCAAUCCCACUAUCCAAGCUCCUACCCCUCCGCCCCCUCUUCGCCCACACCUCCUCAUCCCAGUUCGCCGCGACGCGCGCCACAUUCUCCAGCCGCCGGUCCUCCUCCUCCAACCUCUUCCGCAGCGCCUCCUGCGCCGCCGUCCCGGGCCCGUCCUCGCACGCGCGGAGCGCCCCGACAACCCGGGUACCCUCUGCCCGACCUCCUCCUCGGACCCCCGCAGCUCCCGGUUCAUGAUGCGCACCAUCCACGCCACGUGCACGCCGCAGGGGGCGGCGUCCUCCCGGGGUCGGGUGCACCCUUCGACGGGGCAGGCGUGGCGGGGCUCGCAGUGCAAAGCAGAAGAAGAGGCGCGGGGCAGGCGGCAGGCCGGGGUGGCGCACUCGUGGGCGGCGCAGUACUGGGAUUCCGGGUGGAGGAGGGGAUCGAGGGUGCGUGGGGAGGAGCAGGCCUCGCGGGUGCAGGCGUGGACGGCGCAGAGGGAGGCGCCGGUACUGGCCUUGCUCUUCGACUUUCACGUCACAGCCGUGAGCCGGACACACCUUUACCGCGUCUAUCGGCCUAGUCAGAAAGAUGCGUCCAUUGUCGCAUCGUUCUAG